Messenger RNA from Haemorhous mexicanus (house finch), 772 nucleotides. Its product is annotated as tetraspanin-7-like. The record is from RefSeq and is a predicted model, not a curated record. The transcript has a single exon. Lineage: Eukaryota; Metazoa; Chordata; Aves; Passeriformes; Fringillidae. Gene Ontology annotation, cellular component: membrane. Bases 1 to 717 code for a protein of 238 amino acids.
AUGACUCUGCUCAAGCUGUCCCUCAUGGCCUUCAGCUUCGUCUUCUGGGCAGCGGGGCUGACCAUGCUCAUCAUCGGCCUCUGGGCCAAGGUGUCUCUGGGCAGUUACUUGGCGCUCUCGGCCAGCGGCUACCCCAGCGCCCCCGCCAUCCUCUUGGCCACCGGCGUCGCUGUCAUCAUCUGGGGCUUCCUGGGAUGCUUCGGCGCCGCCACGGAGCACCGGGGACUCCUGCGCGCCUACAGCGCCUUCCUGGCCGCCGUGCUGGCGGCCGGGCUGGCGGCCGGGCUCUCGGCGCUCCUGUACCGCCAGACCCUGGCGCAGGGCUUCCAGGAGGGGCUGCGCCGGGCUCUGCUGGCUUACGGGGAGGACGACGGCGUGGCGGACGCCGUGGACGCGCUGCAGCGCGCCUUGUCGUGCUGCGGUGUGGAGAGCUACCGCGACUGGCUGGGCUCGCCCUGGGCGCUGGAGCAGAACGGCUCGGUGCCCCUCAGCUGCUGCCGGGCCCGCCGCGGCUGCCAGCGCAGCCCGCCCGACGCGCGCAGGCUGCACCGCGACGGCUGCUUCGGAGCGGUGUCCGCCUUCGUCGGCAGCAACAUGCUCUGUGUUGCCACCGCUGCCCUGGGGCUGGCACUGCUGCAGCUGGUCGGCAUUGUGCUGGCCUGCCUGCUGGCUGCCCGCGUCCCUGCCCACCUGCUGGGCAUCACCUACCCUCGCUGAGAUCCCCCCACUCCUGCCCCUAGUCCCCUCUAGCUCUCUUCUUUCCCUCAUAACU